Beauveria bassiana ARSEF 2860 is the source of this 2073-nucleotide messenger RNA. Its product is annotated as restless-like transposase. The record is from RefSeq and is a predicted model, not a curated record. NCBI's taxonomy places the organism in Eukaryota, Fungi, Ascomycota, Sordariomycetes, Hypocreales, Cordycipitaceae. The transcript has 6 exons. Bases 1 to 2073 code for a protein of 690 amino acids. Gene Ontology annotation, molecular function: protein dimerization activity.
AUGCGUUUAUACGUUCUUAUCAGUUUUGCUGCUAUGGCCAUGGCUGCAGCAGCCACACGACUAAAUCUACUCGAAGCCGACCCAAGCCCCUCCCCGUCCUUUGCAGAAGUCCAGGAUGAUAGUCCCAACGUCGAUGGCGAGAUCAAUCCCAACGCAUGCUAUUGGGAAGGUUCUGCUCCUUUCUGUGAGGGUCGUUGCGCGUGCGCGAUACGUCAUCUUGGGUAUGAUGUACAGAAUUUUGACGGCAACCGCCGAUGGGUCUGCAAACGCUGUAUCCGAAUCAAGAGCCCACGGGCAAGGGGUUUUGCAGAGAAGGGCAUCCAGAACGCAAAUGCUCAUUUAUUCAGAGACCGCGGCAUAUGCGCCCCUGACGACGGAACAAAAUCGUCAGCUCAGAAGCGAGCAGAAAAGGUGAAGACCAAACACCAAAGAUCCAUUACUGACAUGAUGAAGCUCGAUACGCGGCUUCCACGAGAGCAAGACAUUGCCAACCAUCUUGUUCAGGGGUUUGAUCGGAAACACUUCCAGCGCCUUGUGCUAGAAUGGAUUGUCGAAGAGAACCACGCCUUUCGUGUGUGUGAACAGGGAAGGCUGCGUACAAUAUUCGAAUACCUCAACCCUCUCGUUAAGAUCACCGACGCCAACAUUAGCAGAACGACUAUUCGGUAUAAGGUUCUUGCAUCCUACGAAGCACACAAGGACAAGGUGGCAACGGUGUUGCAAAAGUCGCCCGGGUUGAUUCACAUCUCCUUUGACGGAUGGAGGUCGGGGAACAGGCAUAGUCUCUACGGUGUAACUUGCUUCUUUCGGGACGAGAAUAACAACGCGGAGAGCAAUGAUACCGUGAUGGAAGUCAUUGGGGGUGAGCUUGGAUUUGUUGGAUCUACGAGGCGUGGCCGCUGCUUUGGCCAUAGUCUAAACCUCUCCGCCAAAGCGCUGCUUUUCGGGCACAAUGCUGCAGCCUUUGAGGAGCAGCUGUCAGGUGCAGCACCAUUGUCCGAGGCGGAGCACACUCUUUGGCGGCGUAAGGGACCUGUCGGAAAGCUACACAACCUCGUAGUGGACGUUAGGAGAUCGGACCAGCUUACUUAUCUGCUACGAAGUAUACAACGCUCCGAAUUCGACAUGUCAUCUGAUCUAAGGAUACAAGCGAGCACGCCUCUCGAUCUGAUCAUCGACAAUGACACCCGUUGGCUCUCCCAGCUAUAUAUGAUCAGGCGCGCCCUUACUCUUCGACCGUUUCUCGAGCAGCUCAUUCUGAAGCACCGCCAACAAUGGGAGCAGGAGGUAAGGUCAAAGAGAACGGGCGGUAUCAAAAAGUCAGCUAAGGAGCCUCGGAUUUGCAUGGAGGUGAACCAGUUGACGAGCAACGACUGGAUAGUCCUGGAGCAUCUUGCCAAGCUGCUAGGUUUCUACGAAGAUGCUAUCAGGACUCUAGAGGGCGAUGCCAACUGCGCAAGCGAAAGCGAGGAUGGGUUGGCUCAUCGCCCGGAUUGGGUGAUGAAGGCCAAGCAAAUGGCCCAAGAGGUGUGGGAAACGCAAUACCGCCGCCUACGGGCAGAACCUAAUCUUGUGACUGGCAACUCUGCGGCGAAGCGUCAGAGGAAGUACUACAAUCCAUUGCAAGUAUACUGCGAGCGUACGCGUUCGGUAUCCGCAUCUGUCGCGGUGAAAGACGAGCUAGCCGAUGCCGACCGCUUCGACGGGGAAGAUGACGAAGACGAGCUAGAACUAUGGCAUUCGUCAUGGGAGGACGGAGACGGCGAUGUCCGGGAUCUCUUGUCAUACUGGCAUGAGCGUAGGCGGCGAUAUCCUCGCCUGUCGCGAAUGGCCAUGGAUUUUCUGACGAUUCAGGCUAUGUCGGCGGAGUGCGAGAGGCUGUUUUCGGCAGCUGGGCGAAUGGUGACGCCGCUGCGAAGUCGACUUGAUGCUGAUAUGAUUGGAAUGUGCCAAGUGCUGCGGUCGUGGUUACGAGCUGGGGUGAUUGAUGAUCUGGAUGUAUUGCUUGUUCCUGUUGACCAGUGCAGUGACGAAGUUGAAGGAGAGUUAAUGGAUGAAGAGGAGGAUGAAUGA